AUGUCUGACCCUAAGCAAUACACCGUGGGGUGGAUUUGCGCCAUCAGUACGGAGUACACGGCGGCAAAGGCUUUUCUGGAUGAGACGCACCUAAUGCCGGAACCUCUCUCUCCGGCGGACAACAAUGCCUAUACAGUAGGCAUGAUCGGCAAGCAUAAGGCCGUCAUUGCAGUCUUACCUGACGGUGAGUACGGUACCGCAUCUGCAGCAAGCGUGGCACGAGACAUGCUGCAUAGCUUUCCAAACAUCAAAAUUGGCCUGAUGGUCGGCAUCGGUGGCGGCGCACCAAGCCCCAAGCAUGAUAUUCGCCUGGGCGAUAUUGUGGUCAGCGCAUCUCGAGAUGGACGGGGUAGUGUUUUCCAGUACGACUUUGGCAAAGCGAUACAGCAUCAAAGUUUCCAACAAACAGGAGUCCUAAACCAGCCGCCAACAUCCUUACGAACGGCGCUCAGUGCACUGAAGAGUGAUUAUGAGAGCGACGGGCAUCGGCUUGAAGAAUCUAUCAACAGUAUUCUAGAACAGAAGCCAAGACUACGGAAGAAGUACAGGCGGCCGGAAGCAAGCAGUGAUAAGCUAUAUCGAAGCGAGUUUGUUCAUCCUGUCGACGAAGCAAGCUGUGCAGUGACAUGCGGCGAUGCUCGGUCUCACUUGGUAUCGCGACAAGAACGGACAGACGACGAGGAUAACCCUGCCAUUCACUAUGGCUUGAUUGCAUCCUCAAACCAGCUGAUGAAAGAUGCCUUGAUUCGGGAUAGGCUUGUUGUUGAAAAGGAUGUUCUUUGCUUUGAGAUGGAAGCGGCGGGGCUCAUGAACCAUUUCCCCUGCCUCGUGAUUCGCGGCAUAUGCGACUAUGCCGACUCCCAUAAAAAUAAAGAGUGGCAAGGGUAUGCAGCGAUGGUGGCAGCUGCAUAUGCGAAGGACCUUCUGCAGAGAAUUUCUCUGAACAGAAUUGACGCCGAGGAGAAAAUUAGUGUCAUUCUAUCUGAUGUGCUGAAAAGUACCAACCAAAAUGCAGAGCGGGCGUACGACCAACGAGAGCGACAUCAAGAUGAGCAGAAAAUAAGAGCUUUAACGGAGCAACAACAACGCUGUCAUCAAGUUUUCAAGAAAUCAAACUACGAGGAACAAAAAAACGUGAAUCCAUGCCGAGCGGAAGGAACUUGCCAUUGGGCGUUACAGAGUUCCGAAUACCUUCGUUGGUUAACUAGCAGCCACAAUGACCUUUUAUGGGUCUCCGCCGAUCCAGGCUGCGGGAAAUCUGUCCUGGCCAGAUCAAUUAUAGAUGAUCAGUUGCUAGCUUCAAGUCCAGCAGUGACUAUUUGUUACUUUUUUUUCAAAGACAAUGAAGAGCAAAACCGACUUGAUGAAGCUUUAUGUUCCAUACUGCAUCAGCUCUUUGAUCAGCAGCCCCACCUAUUACCUUACGCCAUAACCUCAUGGGAAAGGAAUGGAGAGGCGCUCCGAAAUGAGGCUGAUGAGCUGUGGCGAAUCUUCAUAGCGGCAACAUCAUCUAAUGCUUCGUCCCAGACGAUCUGCAUUUUGGAUGCACUUGAUGAAUGCCGUGAUGUUGAUCAGGAUCGAUUGAUUCAGAAGCUCCAGCUCUUCCACCGCCAGAAAUUUGCACCGACCAAAGAGACCUCUUUGAAGUUUCUAAUCACUAGUCGUCCCUAUGACCGUAUCCAGAAUGGCUUCCAACCGACCACGGACUCUUUUCCACAUCUGCACCUGAAGGGCGAAGAAGAAAAUGAUCAGAUCCACAGGGAAAUAGAUCUGGUGGUGAAGAUGCGAGUAAGAGAGCUGGCCGACACAGCACCGCUAUCAUGGGAUAUACAGCAGCGGCUGGAGGCGAAAUUGUUAGGAAUGGAACACCGCACAUAUCUUUGGCUAUAUUUGGCCAUUGACGACAUUCGAUCUACCUUUGAGAAUAGCCUUUGUCCCGCCGAGGAAUCAGUUCAAAUGAUACCUUCGUCGGUCGGCCAGGCAUAUGAGAAGAUUCUUAGUCGAGUGCCUCCUGGCCAGGAGAGCAUCGUGAAAAAGGUCUUGCAGAUCAUUGUUGGAGCACGGCGGCCUUUGACGAUAGCAGAAAUGGCUACCGCGUUGGGCUUGGCUCGAUCCCCACAAUCGCGGCCGGCAGCACUGGCUGUAGUUGAUCCACUGCGGCUGGAGACGAAGCUCCGUCGUUUAUGCGGCCUUUUUGUUUUCGUCAAGAACUCCAAGAUCUAUCUGAUUCACCAGACAGCAAGGGAAUUUCUCAUUGAAAAGGCAAAUUCGAACGAUCUGAAUUUUUCAUACGCAUGCGGCCUCAAUGACACUGAGAACCAAAUGGCUGUUUUGUGCGUGCAGUAUCUAUUAGCAGAAGAUGCUGAAGAUUUCACCGGCGCAUCGCGGGCUUCUGAGAGCCUUUUGGGAUAUGCAGCUAUACAUUGGCCCGAUCACGUGAGACACAUGACAUUGAGUUCAGACCAGGAGAUGAUUGAUCGAGUACGUCGAUUGUAUGACACAUGUGAAGAGCAAUUUUCUCCAUGGCUGUCCCUCUUCUGGCAAGCAGUGAUGCCAAACCGGAGAGCGCCUCGAAUGAAUGCACUGCAGCUGGCAGCAUUCAAUGGCCAUACGCAACAGGUUAGCUUGCUACUUGCGACAGAUAAGUUGGAUAUUGAUACACCGGAUACUACUAAUACAUAUCCGCUUACAUGGGCUUCACUGCAUGGUUCCGAUGAAAUUGUGAAGAUGCUGCUAGAGCAAGGAGCCGAUGUCAACGCCCAGGGUAGAGACUACGGAAAUGCCCUCUACGCGGCUUGUUCCGGAGGACACGACAAGAUCGCACAGAUGCUGCUAGAGCAAGGAGCCGAUAUCAACGCCCAGGGUAGAUAUUUCGGAAAUGCCCUCUACGCGGCUUGUUUCGGAGGAUACGAUAAGAUCGCACAGAUACUGCUAGAGCAAGGAGCCGAUGUCAACGCCCAGGGAGGUAUUUACGGAAAUGCCCUCCAGGCUGCUUGUGACGGAGGACAUGAUAAGAUCACACAGAUACUGCUAGAGCGAGGAGCCGAUAUCAACGCCCAGGGUGGACACCACGGAAAUGCCCUCCAGGGUGCUUGUCUUAGAGGACACAAUAAGAUCGCGUAUAUACUGCUAGAGCGAGGAGCUGAUGUCAACGCCCAGGGCGGAGAGCUCGGAAAUGCCCUCCAGGCUGCUUGUUCUGGAGGACACGAUAAGAUCGCACAGAUGCUGCUAGAGCGAGGAGCCGAUAUCAACGCCCAAGGUGGUGACUACGGAAAUGCCCUCCAGGCUGCUUGUUCUGGAGGACACGAUAAGAUUGUACAGAUACUGCUAGAGCGAGGAGCCGAUGUCAACGCUCAGGGUAUAGACUACGGAAAUGCCCUCUACGCGGCUUGUUCCGGAGGACACCACACGAUCGCACAGAUGCUGCUAGAGCGAGGAGCCAAUAUCAACGCCCAAGGUGGAGGGUACGGAAAUGCCCUCCAUGCUGCUUGUUCCGGAGGACACAAUAAGAUCGCACAGAUGCUGCUAGAGCAAGGAGCCGAUGUCAACGCCCAAGGUGGAGACUACGGAAAUGCCCUCCAGGGUGCUUGUCUUAGAGGACACGACAAGAUCGCACAGAUACUGCUAGAGCGAGGAGCCAAUAUCAACGCCCAAGGUGGAGGGUACGGAAAUGCCCUCCAUGCUGCUUGUUCCGGAGGACACAAUAAGAUCGCACAGAUGCUGCUAGAGCAAGGAGCCGAUGUCAACGCCCAAGGUGGAGACUACGGAAAUGCCCUCCAGGGUGCUUGUCUUAGAGGACACGACAAGAUCGCACAGAUGCUGCUAGAGCGAGGAGCCAAUAUCAACGCCCAAGGUGGAGGGUACGGAAAUGCCCUCCAUGCUGCUUGUUCCGGAGGACACAAUAAGAUCGCACAGAUGCUGCUAGAGCAAGGAGCCGAUGUCAACGCCCAAGGUGGAGACUACGGAAAUGCCCUCCAGGCUGCUUAUUCCGGAGGACACGAUAAGAUCGUACGGACACUGCUAGAGCAAGGAGCCAAUAUCAACGCCCGGGGUAGAGACUACGGAAAUGCUCUCCAGGCUACUUAUUCCGGAGGACACGAUAAGAUCGCACAGAUGCUGCUAGAGCAAGGAGCCGAUAUCAACGCCCAGGGUGGAUACUACGGAAAUGCCCUCCAGGCUGCUUGUUCUGGAGGACACGAUAAGAUUGUACAGAUACUGCUAGAGCGAGGAGCCGAUGUCAACGCCCAGGGUAGAGACUACAGAAAUGCCCUCCAGGCUGCUUAUUCCGGAGGAUACGAUAAGAUCGCACAGAUGCUACUAGAGCAAGGAGCCGAUAUCAACGCCCAGGGUGGAUACUACGGAAAUGCCCUCCAGGCUGCUUGUUCCGGAGGACACGACAAGAUCGCACAGAUGCUGCUAGAGCAAGGAGCCAAUAUCAACGCCCAGGGUGGACACCACGGAAAUGCCCUCCAGGGUGCUUGUUCCGGAGGACACGACAAGAUCGCACAGAUACUGCUAGAGCGAGGAGCCGAUAUCAACGCCCAGGGUGGACACCACGGAAAUGCCCUCCAGGGUGCUUGUUCCGGAGGACACGACAAGAUAGCACAGAUGCUGCUAGAGCAAGGAGCCGAUAUCAACGCCCAAGGUGGAGACUACGGAAAUGCCCUCCAGGGUGCUUGUCUUAGAGGACACGACAAGAUCGCACAGAUACUGCUAGAGCGAGGAGCCGAUAUAAACGCCCAGGGUGGAGGGUACGGAAAUGCCCUCCAUGCUGCUUGUUCUGGAGGACACCACAAGAUCGCACACAUGCUGCUAGAGCGAGGAGCCGAUAUCAAUGCCCAGGGUGGAGACCACGGAAAUGCCCUCCAAGCAGCUCAUCGGGGAGGUUAUCACCACAUAGUGAAACUUCUCCAGGAACAUCAAUAUGCUGAUCAGUCGACCUCCCAAUCUUCCCCUUCCAAAAGGCUGAAGGUUUCAUCAUGA
Messenger RNA from Penicillium brevicompactum, 4983 nucleotides. RefSeq lists its product as uncharacterized. The transcript has 2 exons. Gene Ontology annotation, biological process: nucleoside metabolic process. The coding region runs from base 1 to 4983 and encodes 1660 amino acids. Gene Ontology annotation, molecular function: catalytic activity; protein binding. NCBI's taxonomy places the organism in Eukaryota, Fungi, Ascomycota, Eurotiomycetes, Eurotiales, Aspergillaceae. The record is from RefSeq and is a predicted model, not a curated record.